CUUCAUCUGCUCCACUUUGAACUACCUUUUUCUCAUUUCAUAAUCCCUUCUCUUACUCAUUCUUAACACUCGUCAAAAACCACAACAAUGGAGAAACUAAAGGGUAUUCCUUCAACAGAAGGAUAUGAAGAUGAUCUUAUAAGAGAACUUCUAGACAACGAAUCACCCUUGUUUAUGCCUUAUCAAGAACCAUCAAUGGAAACAAACUCCACUACUUCUUCUUCAUCUGAUUCAACCAUUAACCCGCUGCUCGUCUCAGCCCUCCAUUCGAGUCCUACGUUACAAGAUGAUGAUAUAGAGAGAGCUUUAUCAUACACAAAUUAUGAAGCUAUACCAGAAGCCUGCAGAACUUCAUUAAUGAUGGAAAGAGGCUUGAAUAAAGAACAGGAGAGCAAGUAUUCUAUGAGAAUCAAGUGUUGUGGCAAUGUAAUGGCUGAUGAUGGCUAUAAGUGGAGGAAAUAUGGUCAGAAAUCAAUCAAGAAUAGCCCACAUCCAAGAAGCUAUUAUAGGUGCACAAACCCAAGGUGUAGUGCUAAAAAGCAGGUGGAGCGGUCCAGCGAUGACCCGGACAGCCUCAUCAUCAUAUACGAAGGGCUUCACCUCCACUUUGUUUACCCAUUUUUGUUGCUCAAUCCACUGGACCAAAUUGAUCCACCAACAAAGAAACAAAAGGGGCCCACAUUACGAGACCUAGACCAUUCCAAGGAAGACCAAGAAAUCCAAAAUUUCAAUUCACGCCCAGUAUUAGGGGAUUAUGGGCCAGGCCCACAAGGUCUUCUUGAAGAUGUGGUACCAUUGACGAUUAGAAAGCCGUUGGUCAAUGUUGCUUUGUCCAAUUCUACGUAUUAUUCUUUAGGAUUUGAGACGAAUAUGUAGAACAUGUUUAGUGCAUGGUAUAUGAGAAAUAUAUAUAAUCGACAAGAUUUUAAUUUUUUUAAGAAUAAUGUUAUUUGUAAUUACUCACUAUCGUAGUCGUCAUAUGUGAUAUACAUGUGAUGAUUAGUGAUUUGAUAUUUGAGAUAAAAAACUACUACAUAAUAUAUCAAAUUACGAAUCGCUAUAUAGGAUGUCACAUAGGAUGAUUAUCAUAGCGAGCAACUAUGAAUAACAUUACUUUUUUUCUUAAUAUCGUUCAGUAUUAUCCAAUUUACCUUAGCAAAGUAUCAAUAAAGUUUAGAAUAGUAAACUACAUAUCCAAUUAAUGUAAUAAGUCCAAGUGAGUCUCCUAGACUGAGAGAGGAUGUGUUGUAA
Molecule: messenger RNA, 1251 nt
Organism: Olea europaea var. sylvestris
Lineage: Eukaryota; Viridiplantae; Streptophyta; Magnoliopsida; Lamiales; Oleaceae
Product: probable WRKY transcription factor 49
Exons: 3
Coding region: 88-876 (262 amino acids)
Biological process (GO): regulation of DNA-templated transcription
Molecular function (GO): DNA-binding transcription factor activity; sequence-specific DNA binding
Source: RefSeq, a predicted model, not a curated record